Molecule: messenger RNA, 1218 nt
Organism: Ceratina calcarata
Lineage: Eukaryota; Metazoa; Arthropoda; Insecta; Hymenoptera; Apidae
Product: U3 small nucleolar RNA-associated protein 14 homolog A
Biological process (GO): rRNA processing
Cellular component (GO): nucleolus; small-subunit processome
Source: RefSeq, a predicted model, not a curated record
UCACCUUACAGAGUGAAGAAAGUGGAAAGAAGUGAACCUACAUUAGAAGUGUCAGAAUUUCAUUUGGUUAAAAGUGGCAUAUCUGAUCAAGAUACAGUUCAUGUGCAGGAAAUAGCUAGAAUUUUAAGGAAAAAAGGUCAUCAUAUUGAGAUUGCAAGGAACAUAGAAACAGCAAAAAAGAAUAUUCGUGUAUUACCAAAACCAUUGGAGAAACCUGCAGCAGAAAGGAUAAAGAGAAUAGUUGGCUUUGAAGGUACAAAGAAAGAACUAAAAAAAUGGAACGCAGUAAUAAUGAAGAACAGAGUAGCAGACUCACUUCAGUUUCCUUUGAAUCAUUCGUCAUUAAAAUUGGAAUCAUCUAACGAGUUCGUAAAAAAAUUUAGAAUUCAAUCAGAUCUAGAGAAAGAACUUGCUGCAUUAGAACCACAGAAAGAAAAUAUUGAAGAGAAAGACGACGAGUUCUCUUUGACAUUAAAAGAAAUUGCUAUUAAGAGAAAAGAAGCUGCGAAAAUUAGAGCACAACAGUCGUAUAAAGAAGCAAAGGCACGGCGUCAAAACAAGAUUAAGAGUAAAAAAUUUCAUCGCGUGCAAAAGAAGGAAAAGAUAAAACAGCAAUUAAAAGAAUUUGAACAACUGCAAAAAACUGAUCCAGAAGCUGCGUUGGAAAAACUUGAACAAUUGGAUAGAACUAGAGCAGAAGAACGAAUGUCGUUAAGACAUAAAAAUACAGGAAAGUGGGCUAAGUCUAAGCAAAUCAGAGCAAAAUAUGAUAAAGAAACUCGACAGGAACUUGCCCAACAAUUGUCAGUUAGUCGAGAAUUGACUCAGAAGUUAAAAAAGCCUGACGACAGCGAAGAAGGAGAGGAAGACGAUAAUAUUCCUAUACAAUCCUUAACUAACGAUAAAGAAAAUCCCUGGGUAGGGAAUGUUAAGACUGAGUCAGAGAUUAAUGAAUUUAUCCAAAGUUAUCGGAAGUACUGGGAAGGUCAGAAUAAACAUACGCAAGAUAAAGAAAUAAAUGAUAUUACUAAAAUUACAACGGAAAAUAUACUGACUGAUUCAUCGAAAAAUGAAAAAAUCCGUAAUGCUCCCAUUAAAAAAAAUUCUAACAUUAACAUCGAUUCUUCUGAAAUUAAAGUUAAUGACGAGAAGGCCAACAAUGAUAAGAACUCCACUGUGUCAGAUUUGAAAUCUCAUUUCAUUUUGAAAGGUGAAUAA